AUGAUCCACAGAACAGGAAUAAGAGACAAAAACCGAUACUGCAAAUUCCAUGAGGACUGCGGGCACGACAUGUGGGAGUGUUACGACUUAAAGAAAGAAAUAGAGAGGUUGAUAGAGUCUGGGUCGCUGAGAAAAUUUACGAGCUAUAAAGAAGAAAAGGAGCAUCGAAAGGAAGGAGCUGAUAAGGGAAAAAAGAAAGAGGAAGAAAGGGGAAGAAAGAAGGAGGUUGCUGGAGUCAUCAACGUCAUCAAAGGAGGAAAAAACAUGAAGGCAGGAAAGAAAAGGCCAAUGCCCGAAAUAAUACAGGUAACAGAGCAAGCAAGAGGAGAGUCGAACAUAGUAGAGACUAUCACCUUCUUUGCGGAAGAUGGGGCGCAUGUGAAGAGACCGUACAAUGAUGCCUUGGCGUACAAAGGAAUAGGAGGCGAACUUGGGAAACUCAAACAUUGUUUGAUUCCCAUAGUAGGACUCGGAGGAACACCCGUUCAACCUAAAUAUCUAGCGGAGCUAAUAACGGAGUUUAGGAGAGGAGGAAAGGAUAUAAAAGAAAUCAAAACGCUAUUCUCCAUCGUGGACAUGCCGCUGGCCUACAACGGAAUACUAGGAAGACCGUUCCUAUAUGAUUCGGGAGCAUUCACAAGCAUCCGCUACCUAGUAACGAAAAUACCAACUACGGCAGGGACCAUCAACAUCAAAGGGGAUCAAGAAGUCGCAUCAAGGUGCUACACGAUAGCCAUGAAAGAAGCAGGAGAAUGA
Molecule: messenger RNA, 756 nt
Organism: Mercurialis annua (annual mercury)
Lineage: Eukaryota; Viridiplantae; Streptophyta; Magnoliopsida; Malpighiales; Euphorbiaceae
Exons: 2
Coding region: 1-756 (251 amino acids)
Source: RefSeq, a predicted model, not a curated record